Camelina sativa (false flax) is the source of this 857-nucleotide messenger RNA. RefSeq lists its product as uncharacterized. NCBI's taxonomy places the organism in Eukaryota, Viridiplantae, Streptophyta, Magnoliopsida, Brassicales, Brassicaceae. The record is from RefSeq and is a predicted model, not a curated record.
GAAAACCUUAAUGGGUCGAGACUUUCUCCAACCGUAAUAAGCCCAAUAAUCUCACCAAUUUCAGAUUUAAAGAGAAGCUCUCACGUUUUCCUGUUCUGUUUUGGAAAAGAGAAGAGAAAAGGAAAUAAUUUUGUUAUAGAUCCUAAUUAGUAUUUUGGAAACCCUAUAUUGCUCUAUAAAAGUAAAAAAAAAAAUUGAGGAAGAGCAUCAUUAUUACAAACAAGUUACACAAGUAAAAUUGAAUUUCUUCCAUAAACAUUGGUCCUAUAAUGUCAGAAAGUAUGGAAGAAACGGUUGAAGCUCUUCUAAGCUGCAUCAGAAAGCAUCGAUGGCUUAUUGAGAUGGUGAAGUCGAAGGUUUUCUAUGAAUUAUGCAAGCAACACCCCACACAAAAACGAUGUUACUUCUGUUGCGAUUGUAUGAUCACACCUUUUUGCAGUACUUGCAACAAAGAGACCGACCACAAAAGCCACACUUUGAUUCAAACGUAUAGAAGUUCGUACCAGACAGGAGUUAAAAAAGAGACGAUGUCAAAAUAUAUGGAUUUAUCUAAUAUACAUGUAUAUUCGAUCAACGGGUUUCCGAUCGUUUAUAUAAACCAGAGACGUGGUAAUGAUAAUCAUCGUUUUAGAAACAAUGUUUCGCGUAGAUGCCAAGUUUGUGAAUGGGAACUUGAUGCUGCUUCUUCUGCUUUGUUCUGUUCAAUGGAAUGCAAGUUUAGGAGCAUUCUUGGGUCACAACUUGAUGAUCUGAUGGAGAAUUCAGAGAUUACUGAGGAUUCGGAAGAGACUGUUGAACCAGUGAAGAAGAAACGACAUAGGAGAAAAGGGAGUCCACAUAGAGCUCCAUUCUUCUAG